CACAAGAGAAAACACACACUUUACCAAGAGGGCACAACACAGAACACACACUGAACAUGCUCUGCUCUCAUGGAUUCCAGUCUGCCAGUCUCAGUCCAUUCAUGGACUUCUACUGGCUUGCGCGCAGUCUGAGGUCAGAGGUCAAACCUCUGCUCUACCAGCAGGAGCUACUGCAGAGAAACCUACCGGAGCUGCACAGCAGUCUGGCGGAGACGGAGCCUUCCCGACCGCUCUCCUACCAGCUGGAGAAAGAUGGAGAGCACUUUGGCCUGAGCCUGGACACAGGAGGCUCCCGUCAGGAGGACGGGAAAGCCUCCUACUCUCACAGACGCCAGGAGUUCAGACAGGAGUUUGAUCUGCCUGAAGGGCCCAACUUAGACGCCGUCACCUGCUACCUGGCUCCGGACGGAAAGCUCCACAUCAAGGCAGCCACAGCUCCAUGGGUGGAGGAGGCUGAGGGAGUGCUGACUAUCAGGAGGAGCUUGGAGGAGGAAACACAGCAGAGUGUGUGUUCGCACACAGAAGGCAGCAGCACAGAGACACACAGCAGCACACAGGACCAACCUGAAAACAUUGAGUUAUGUUGCUGCAACAAUGUAUAGUACAUGUUUCUGUAUUUGUAUGAUCAAUAACUGUGUUGAAUCUU
Messenger RNA from Etheostoma spectabile (orangethroat darter), 646 nucleotides. Its product is annotated as heat shock protein 30-like. The record is from RefSeq and is a predicted model, not a curated record. Lineage: Eukaryota; Metazoa; Chordata; Actinopteri; Perciformes; Percidae.